AUGAUGGGGGGAUGUUGGGCUGCCGAGUAGGAGGGGUGGUGGAGGUGUAAAAAGAUGAGUAUGAUGAGUGUGUGACGGGACAGUUUCUUAUCACUGUGAACAGAGAGAGAGAGAGACAUUUUUAUUUCUCCUCUUCACUCCACUUAACGUUAAUGCAGGCUGAGCAGUUAAUUGCCAUAUCCUAUUCACGUGUGGAGAGGAAGGCCAGGGACAGACAGGUAGUGUAGACACCGAUCAAUGACAGCACAUAGAGAGGACUUCUCAACACUGCAAUAAAGUCAGGGUUGUUGCCUUCCAACCGGCUCAUAGUGCCAGCUGGCAUAGAAUGCUGAAUGAAAAGUUAGAAAGAAAUAGAAAGUAAUUUCCAAAGUGGUGUUAAUUAGGUUUGAUGUUGACCCCCUGCUCCCAUUAUAUCCCCAUAUUAGAUCAAUAUGCAUUGUCAGCAACAAGUGGUGAGUGCACAGAGAGAUAUGCCAGGCCAUUUUCAUAGUAAACAAGAAGUAUGCAUUGUAUGAUGGCCCUACAGACAAUCUCUGCCCACUGGGCUCAGACAUCUGUUCAACGUCUAGUUUUGAUAAAAAUUUGGUUGAGUUGUCAACUAACGUGAAUUCAACGUGAAACAAAUGUCAUUGGAUUGAGGUUAAAAGUCGGUGAAAAAAUACGAUUACUUUUUUCAAAUCCAAUCAGUUUUUCACAUUGAUUCAACAUCAUCACAUAUAUGUUUUUUGUUGCAAUGACGUAGAAACAAUGUUGAUUCAGCCAGUUUUUGCUCAGUGGGAGGGUUUCAGAGUGGCUGCUUCCUCCCUCCUUCACCUGUUUAUGGUCUGUUGAACUACAGUCAUGUCAGGCUACAGGCGGGGACAUUGUUAUUGUGAUGGGUCCAUAUCGUAUAUCAUGGGUAGCGCUAGAGUUCACCACCUUAAAGCAUUGUCAAACUGUUAUCAGCAGGUCAACUCAAUGGGAUCAUCCAGUCAGCUGCUAUGAGUCCCAGACUGACAGCUGGUGAAUGAAUGGCUCUAGUCCCCAGGCAGGCAUCUGAGUUAAAUCAGGGGGUGUAUGUGUUUCUCCUCUGGCCUGCACUGAACUGCCCUGGUCUGGCCUCUACUGACCUGGUCAUCCCUUCACUGUGUGUUAACAGAGCUCCCUUGCUCUACAAUUGGUUCUGGGGCUGGCUCUGGGUCUGUUUGUCUCUCUCUCCGAUAUACACAAGAACACACACAAACACCACAAGAACACACACAAACACCACAAGAACACACACAAACACCACAAGAACACACACAAACACCACAAGAACACACACAAACACCAGAAGAACACACACAAACACCACAAGAACACACACAAACACCACAAGAACACACACUAACACCACAAGAACACACACAAACACCACAAUAACACACACAAACACCACAAGAACACACACAAACACCACAAUAACACACACAAACACCACAAGAACACACACUAACACCACAAGAACACAAAACAAGAACACAGGGUCAUGCACACACAAGUGCACACACACACGCAGGUGCGCACGCAUGUACACACACACUCUCAGUCUAUGUGUGUAUGACACCCCAGGGCCAGUCUGAGUUAGUGGUUAUUUCCCACAUUCUCUAACACCGCUGGUUACUUUGUGCACUCUGAGGUGUUGGGGUCUUAUCAGUAGCAGGGCAGGGGCUCAGUGGCAACGGGCGACAGAGAUUGAAUACAUCCAUCUAACCGCAUGGCUGCUUGAGAUGAUUAAAUGAAACCCGAAUGGCCAGUUAUCUCUGUCUGUGUGUGUGCGUGCUUCUAACAAUUUAUCCUCCUCAAAUCUUUCAAUACACCUUGUAAUAAGAAAUAAGACAGUUUCAAAGUAUCACUGGAGAAGUGUAGACAGUGGCAAUCCAUUUACUCCUGCAACAAAAUCACCACACUAUAUAAGCAGAAGAAUAUUCAAGGCAGCUCAUUAUUAGAAUUCUUCAGGAAUCCCUGAUCAGUGGGACACCCCUGAUUCCAUGCUCUGUCUGUGGUAAUGGCUUUUGUGGGUUGUCUUACGCCUGUGGAAUGGGAAUGUUCCCUCUCCGCGUCCACUGUGUAGCCACAGCGCUCCGAUCCACAGGGGUUCUUGGGGAGGGAGGCUGAGGUCUGGUCUGCAGCUAUAGCAGCCUGCUAUCCUGCUAAUCAGUGUGUAAGUAGUGUGUAACUGCUGUAAUCACAGGGGGAAAGCAGCCGUAGAACAGGAUGUCAUGGUGCUUAGCAACAGGCCAUGUUCCCUCCCAUUGAGGAUCCCGUUUGAGGAUAACAGGGUUAGGAUUGUAGACUAGCUGUGUUACCCCAAGUAUAUUUUUCUUUCCCUCUUUUUCUCUGUUUCUUUUUCUUUCUUUCUCUCCAUUAGAAUAACAUUUUGUUUCCGUCCUCUGUAGCCUAAAUGACUGAGUUGUGUAAAGUGUGUUUUUGAAAGAGCUCUUUUCUAAAGACCGAUGCAUGGUGUUGGGAAGAGCGAGCGGUAAUCUGUGACCCAAAAUACAAUCCUGACAGAAUACACCAUAAUCUGGAAUACAGCACUAUCCUUAAACAGAGCGUUGUGUGCCUGAUAGAUUACUCUGUAAACUGUGAUACAAUAAUGGUCCUGACAGAGAGAGAGGGAAUUGCUUUCGGCUAGAUGCAGUAAGGCUCCUAGAGUAUUCCUCUGCUUCACAAUGCACUCUACAACAAAGUGGCUGCCAAGCAGAAUACAUUCCUGAUAUGAGUCUGAUUAAGGGUUCACUACAACAAUAGGGUAGGAGUGACAAUGAGAAACAAAUGGAGAUUCUGUGGGAAUGGCAUAGGAUAGAGCUCCUUUGUGUGUGUGUGUGUGUGUGUGUGUGUGUGUGUGUGUGUGUGUGUGUGUGUGUGUGUGUGUGUGUGUGUGUGUGUGUGUGUGUGUGUGUGUGUGUGUGUGUGUGUGUGUGUGUGUGUGUGUGUGUGUGUGUGUGUGUGUGUGCGUGCGUGUGUGUGUUUCCACACAAACUUGUGUUUUUGCUUGAGUCCCGCUGACUUACCUUUAAAAAAACAUUAGUGCUGCUGCUUCUCCCCGGACUGCCUCAGUGCAGCCCUCAGACUGCAUAACCUGGCAUUCACAGACAGACAGUCUGCAUCCCAAAUGGCCCCCUAUGUACACUGGUCAAAAGUAGUGCACUAUAAAGGGAAUAGGGUAGGGAUCUCUUGAUGAUGAUAAUGGUUUUACACCACUGACACAACAUACACUGAGUGUACAAAACAUUAAGAACACCUUCCUAAUAUUGAGUUGCACCCAACCCUUUUGCCCACAGAACAGACUCAAUUCAUCAGGGCAUAGACUAUACAAGGUGUCGAAAGCAAUCCACAGGGAUGCUGGCCCAUGUUGACUCCAAUGCUUUCGACAGUUGUGUCAAGUUGGCUGUAUGUCCUUUGGGUGGUGGACCAUUCUUGAUACACACAGGAAACUGUUGAGCGUGAAAAACCCAGUAGCAUUGCAGUUCUUGACACAAACCAGUGCGCCUGGCACCUACUACCAUACCCCAUUCAAAGGCACUUAAAUAUUUUGUCUUGCUCAUUCACCCUCUGAAUGGCACACAUUCACAAUCAUACAUGUCUCAAUUGUCUGAAGGCUUACAAAUCCUUCUUUAACCUGCCUUCAUCUACAUGAUUGAAGUGGAUUUAACAAGUGACAUCAAUAAGGGAUCAUACUGUAGCUUUCACCUGGAUUCACCUGGUCAGUCUAUGUCAUGGAAAGAGCAGGUGUUCUUGGUGUUUUGUACUCUCAGUGAACUGCACUGGCACUGUAGCACUUUGUACUUUGUAUGAUUUAUUUAUUGAUCUCGAGAAUGAUGUGCUCAUGAUGGUGUAUUAAUGUCUGUUUUCAUGUGGUGAUUCCAAAGAUACAUUUUCAAAUUGCGUGGACAAUAACGUUUUUCUAAUUCUAAUUCUAAUUUGGGACGCAGCCAGUGUCAGUGUCCCCUAGCCACAUAUUCUCUGAGUCAAAAAUGUUAAUGCAAAAAGGGUCAAUGCAGAUAUUCCGGGUAGCUAUUUGGUUAACUAUUUAACUAACUAUUUAGCAGUCUUAUGGCUUGGGGGUAGAAGCUGUUCAGGGUCCUGUUGGUUCCAGACUUGGUGCAUCGGUACCGUUUGCCGUGCGGUAGCAGAGAGAACAGUCUAUGACUUGGGUGGCUGGAGUCUUUGAACCUUUUUAGGGCCUUCCUCUAUCACCGCCUGGUAUAGAGGUCCUGGAUGGCAGGGAACUUGGCCCCAAUGAUGUACUGGGCCGUAGGUACUACCCUCUGUAGCGCCUUGCGGUCGGAUGCCAAGCAGUUGCCAAGCGGUGAUGCAGCCAGUCAAGAUGCUCUCAAUGGUGCAGCUUGUAUAACUUUUUGAGGAUCUGAGGGUGAAGAGGCGUUGUUGUGCCCUCUUCACGACUAUGUUGGUGUGUGUGGACCAUGAUAGAUCCUUAGUGAUGUGGACACCGAAGAACUUGAAGCUCUUGACCCGCUCCAGAGAGAGGAGAGAGAGAGGAGUUUGACACUGGGUUCAACUCAAUAGCACUUGAGAGAUGUGAAUGAUGUAAGUGAGAUAAAACAUUACGCUUUUAAUAGCCUCUAGAUGUGAGUCACUUCAAGUGGAGCGGGAUUCAGACUGGGCAACCUACCUUGAGAAACACCAUACUCUAUCCCUCACUUGUCAGUCCCAUGUCCACUGAAGUGAUGAUGAUGAUGAUGAUGAUGAUGAUGAUGAUGAUCAUGUUAAAAUCCCUUAUUUUUUUACCUAAAAUCAAGGUUAUACCACUGUCCCACUGAAUGGGUGAACAUGUUACUAAGGAACAAUUUGUUGGACGAUUUGAAUAAACAUUCCAAAAUGUUACACUGAACCCACAAGCAGCUAACACAAAACAAAUGGAAUGUCUUAGUUAACUUUAGCUUACGUUUGCGAACUAUUUCCCUUGUUGAACGCACAUCUGCUAUCUAUAUGUGUGUUGACCAACCUCUGCCCUCUGUCUGUGUCUGUGUGUCUAGUUCCAGGCCAUUGAAUAGAAACCACCUGUUUAUAAUAAAUGUGUGAUGACCAGUAAUGUCUCUAUGUGUCCAGUUCAAUACCUCUAUAAUGACACCAGUGUUGACCAGUCUCGUCCCUUUGUCUCUGUAUGUCCCUCCAGUUCCAGGCCAAUGUGGACGAGGGCUCCACAGGUGUGGCAGUCAACCUGACGGUGGAUGACAGAGAUGACCCGGCGACGGGGGCGUGGCGGGCCAUUUAUUCCAUCAUCAACGGUGACCCCACUCAGAACUUUGAGAUUCAAACCAACCCCGACAACAACGAGGGCAUGCUCUCCAUCGUCAAGGUAACCACAGGGCCCUGAAGUUCUUUCAAUUGAACCUUCGCUAAGCCCUGCCCCAGAAAUUUGGGCAACCAAUUCCAGCGCUCCCGUGGAUAGCAACUGUCGUCGAGUCGACACCUCGGAUAAGCUCAUGUUUAAAACCCAUGGAUCCGAUGAGGGAAAUGGAAAAACUGAGAGUUUUCAUAAAAAAAAAUCAUGAUUUAAAUGGCUAAAUAAUUUAACAGUGCAGCAGGGGCACUCGCAACUAUGUAGGGUGUUCACCCAUAAAAUUAUUAUUUCAUUCAAGGUUUAUAAAUGUUAAUUCAACAGAGAAUUGCAUUAGAAAAACAAUAGUCCAAACCCUAUGUCUCUACCAUAUAUGGUUAAAAUGUUAGACUAUUUACUCUGAAAAUGUAGCAUGAUUCGAGUUAGUGGCUGCAAGUUAGUGUGGGAUAACAUGUGCAUUUUCUAAAUGAAAUCCGGGGAAUACAAAAAAAAUUGGGCCUUUAUAUAUAUAUUAAUUUACAAAGCUAACAGUCUGAAUUUCAAUAUCUACACUUCACGAAAGCAAUUUGUUCCAGUUUUCAUGGUGUAUUUCUGAGUCUUUCCCUUUGCCCCUUUCAACUUAGAUUGAUCGGCUAUAUCGGCAAUGAAAGCCAAGGAUCUGGAGAUGAAAUGUCGAGUGUAUCAUGUUGAUUUUGAUUGGUCCAAAGUGCGGAAACACCUCCAAAUGUUACCACCUCCCAAUGCCGAAAAUGGAAGAGCUACAACCAAGAGUGGCGUAGUCUAAACUAGCAACGGUCACAACAAACUAGCGUUCUUAUUUCAUCAACACUGUUAAAUACAAGCAUAAUAUUAUAGUUAUAAUAUAGGUUGUAAUAUUGUAGAGAAUAAUCUAAUGAAUAAUUGUAUGUGAUAUAUAAUGACAUAGUGCAAAGAAAACGACAUUUGGACAUUAAUUUAUUAGCACCCUAUUGAAUUGACAAUUUUUUUCCUACAUUCUAGAGCUUAGAGUGAACACCCUAAAACUAUACCUGAAAUACAGAGCCUGUUGAAUUCUUUUUUGAUUCCGAAUUUAUACUAUUGUUGAAUCGCUUGCUUGCUAGCUAGCUGGUUAGCUAGCUCUCAUUGAAAACAUUGCUAGUUAGUUAUAAUUAGUUUUCUCUAAAUGUAUAGUGCCUUCAGAAAGUAUUCAUACCCAUUGGCUUAUUCCAUAUUUUGUUGUGUUGUAGCCUGAAUUCAAAAUGGAUUACACAUAUUUUUUCUUUCUUACCCAUCUACAAACAAUACCCCAUAAUAACAAAGUGAAAACAUGUUGUUAGAAAUUUUUGCAAAUUAAUUGAAAAUGAAAUACAGAAAUAUCGAAUUUACAUAAGUAUUCACACGCCUGAGUCAAUACUUUAUAGAAGCACCUUUCGCAGCGAUUACAGCUGUGAGUCUUUCUGGGUAAGUCUCUAAGAGCUUUCCACACCAGGAUUGUGCAUCAUUUGCCCAUUAUUAUUUUCAAAAUUCUUCAAUCUCUGUCAAAUUGGUUGUUGAUCAUUGCUAGACAACUAUUUUCAGCUCCUGCCAUAGAUUUUCAAGUAGAUUUAAGUCAAAACUGUAACUCAGCCACUCAGGAAAAUUCCCUGUCUUCUUGAUAAGCAACUCCAGUGUAGAUUUGGCCUUGUGUUUUAGGUUUAAGCAGACUGAACCAGGUUUUCCUCUGGGAUUUUGCCUGUGCUUAGCUCCUUUCCUUUUCUUUUUUAUCCUGAAAAACUCCACAGUCCUUACAAGCAUACCCAUAACAUGAUGCAGCCACCACUAUGCUUGAAAAUAUGGAGAGUGGUACUUAGUAAUAUGUUGUAUUGGAUUUGCCCCAAACCUAACAUUUUGUAUUCAGGACAAAAAGGGAAUUGCUUUGCCACAUUUUGGCUUUAGUGCCUUGUUGCAAACAGGAUGCAUGUUUUGGAAUAUUUUAUUCUGUACAGGCAUCCUUCUUUUCACUCGGUCAAUUAUACUGAAAAAAUAUAUAAACGCAUGCAACAAUUUCAAAGAUUUUAUUGAGUUAUAGUUCAUAUAAGGAAAUCAGUCAAUUGAAAUAAAUUCAUUAGGCCGUAAUCUAUGCAUCUGUGGAUCAGAAAUCUCGUCAGUAUCUGGUGUGACCACCAUUUGCCUCAUGCAUUGCGACACAUACCCUUCGCAUAGAGUUAAUUAUUCUUAGCAAAUUUUGAUGGCAAGGAAAUAUAUUAAUAUUUAAGUGCGGCCUGCCGGACCUCGGUGAAGACCGAAUGCGGCCCCUGGGGGAAAAUGAGUUUGACACCCCUGCUCUAGUGGUUUGAAUGGGGAAUUGGGCUUCCCUGGAAAAUGUUGACUGAGGUUGUAAUGGUAUAGGGGGCGGGGCUUAGCGAAGGGUCAAUUAUCUCUCUCAAUUAUCUCUCAAAUGACUCUCCUAUCUCUCUCAAUCCUCUUAAUUAUGGAUGAGCUAAAACAGGUAUUGUUUGUGGUAUCAUUAUAACAGGCAGGGUAGAUGGUGAUAUUACUGCACAAUCUGGCCUAUUCACUGGAGAUAUGAACAUACAGGUGGCACAGUAAAGAUCCUGUAACACUCAUAGCUUUUAUUACUCUCAUUAUUCCAAUAAAUCCAUACAAUUUAGCAAUAUAUACAGGAUACAGGACUACAGGAUAGCUGUAACCUUGCUAACAUCAUAUGAUUUUUCUCUAGCACACUGCAGUUUGCCCCUUUACGCCAUCUCUUCUCCUGCCCUCCUCUUCCCAUUUUUUCGUACAUAAUUUCUCUCCCCCUCUCCUCUUUGUUCCUACCGGUCUUAUCAUCCAUCUUCUCCCCUCUGUUCCUUACAUGUUUUCUCUCCUCACCUCCUUCCCUCCCCUUCUCUCCUCUCCCCCCAGCCUCUGGACUAUGAGAGCUUAGUGUUCCACACGCUGCUGAUCAAAGUGGAGAAUGAGGACCCUUUGGUGCCAGAUGUGGGCUACGGCUCCAGCUCUACAGCCACCGUACACAUCACCGUCCUGGACGUCAACGAGGGGCCCGUCUUCUUUCCCGACCCCCUCCAGGUCACCAAGAUGGAGAACAUCCCGCUGGGCAGUUUUGUGGCCUUGCUCAACGCCACCGACCCAGAUGUCCUCCAAUCACAGAGCAUCAGGUGAGUGAAGAGGUCAAGCACCAGGCAGAACAUUCUGCAGCAUCCAGGGUUACACUUCCAGUUCUGGCUCUGGUUGUAGCCUGAAUGUCAUCUCAUGGAUACUGAGGUCCGCACUGACUGUCAGCUUGUCAACAAUGAGCUGUGUGCAGGUCUGUUUAUGUGCAGUAAAUCUCAUAAGGCGUUGAUUCCACCGAUGUUCCUCACAGUUAUUGAUUGAAACUUGUCAAGGGGGACAAUCAGGGUUCAACUUAGUUUGACAAACAACAAUGAUGUACAAUGAAGUUUGUUCUUACUCUUUUAAUCUUUAUCAUCACUCACCUUCAGAGUUUGUCUAUGGUAUUGAAAUAAAUAGAUUCUUCUCAGUGAGCUUCUCUAUGUUAGUGUGACAAGGUGAUUUAACAAAGACAACAAAUUGGAAGGCAUGACAGCACACCUCUUGGUUUCCAGACAUCGCUCCAUCUGUUCCGGCUCACACCUCUCUCCACCCCUCCAUCCCUCAGUUGUCCCUCCCUAUCUGUCACCAGACACACUAUUAAUGGACAUCUUAUACAUGUCAGCCAACCGCCUCGCAUAAAACUGCCUGUCUGGCUGUCAACUUUUUGGAAACACUCAAAUUAUUCCUCUGUCACCAGGGUGGCCUAUUACUAUAGAGGUGUGUUCAGGUCAACUCUAUUCACCCCAGUCAAAUCAUACCUGGCCCACUUUAGAGCCUCAUUAACUUUAACUAUGUGUAACACUCUAAUCAUUCCCACACUGUCUGUCUAGGAGGUCCAUUACUUUUUGCUGUGUGUAACAGUCAAAUCGUUCGCUGGCAGCCCUGGAGAGCCAUUAGGUGAACUUCUCUAGCUUUACAAGAGGGGAAAGUCGUGAUUGCUUUAUGGGCUUUUAGCACAGAUUUAUGCUCAAUUUGUGAUGCUCCAGUUAGUGAAUCGUUGGCGUUACAUAAUAUUUAAAAUAGUUUUAUGUAAAUAUAUCAGGCCAUAAAUGACCCCUGAAAUAAAACGCACUAGAUGAUGACAUUACAGCCACUGUAUGAUUAUUGUUGCUUGUAGUUUAUGAGCAGUAAAACCUCCUCACUGUAUUACAGCCAAAACCUCCUCACUGUAUUACAGCCAAAACCUCCUCACUGUAUUACAGCCAAAACCUCCUCACUGUAUUACAGCCAAAACCUCCUCACUGUAUUACAGCCAAAACCUCCUCACUGUAUUACAGCCAAAACCUCCUCACUGUAUUACAGCCAAAACCUCCUCACUGUAUUACAGCCAAAACCUCCUCACUGUAUUACAGCCAAAACCUCCUCACUGUAUUACAGCCAAAUGCAAUACGUUGGCUUUACAGUAUGUCGCCUGAGUAGGAUUUUUGCUAAACUCUGGGUUUGAAUUAUUCUCACUGCCCUGGUUUUGGUAUUGCCCUCUGGAUAUGGGGCUAAAUAUACCUGUUUGGUGAAAGAGACCAACAAGCAGUAAUGGUUCUUUCCAUCCCUGUGGUCCUCUGUAGCUCAGCUGGUAGAGCACGGCGUUUGUAACGCCAAGGUAGUGGGUUCGAUCCCCGGGACCACCCAUACACAAAAAAAAUGUAUGCACGCAUGACUGUAAGUCUCUUUGGAUAAAAGUGUCUGCUAAAUGGCAUAUUAUUAUUUAUAUUUUUAUUAUUUAUUCCCUAAUUUCUUCGGAAGAGUUCUGAUGUUGAAGGGCCCUCUUUUCCCCCAUUAAUUCCUCUCCUUUUAGUUCAUAUUUAUUUAUCCUCUAUUUCCUCCUUCAGUUGAGGCACUCAUGCCCUUCUCUUUCAUUAUCUUUCAAAACCAGCUGAUCCUCUUCCACAUUUCACCUCUCCAUCAUACCCUCUCCUCAUUUGUACUCUCUGUUCUAUAUCGCUGGUACUUGGUCUUUCUCUUUUCUAUGCCCUCCUUCCAACAGACGAAAUGUAUUAAAUCUCCUUUCAUUCACUAUAGGAUUACAUGUGUCCUCCAUUUCUUCUCUCUCAUCCCUGAGUUAAAUCCUGUUUUACAGGUCAUUUGGAUUUAUUCAUGCCCAUAGAAUAGUCUAUAUUCCAGCAACGACACACUUAGAAAUAAAUGUCCUAAGUAGAACCAUACAAUGUUCUUUGGUUUGACUCCAUAAGGGAACCCUUUUUGGUGCUGGGUAGAACCCUUUGUUCUUCAAAGAACCCCCUGUAUAUGGUUCUACCUAGAACCCUCGAUGAAGGGUUCUGCCUAGAACCUACUAUAAAGGGUUCUACCGAGAACCCUUUUAUCUUUGGCGGGUUCUUCCUAGAACCCUCUAUGAAGGGGUAGAACCCACCAGCCUUUAUUAAAAUGUAAUUCUUUAUGACAAUACAUUAUGUACUGUAUAUCAUAAGGCCUUUCUUUGAUUGUCUAGUUAUACCCUAACACAGUGGUGUUAGGAAUCUCCUGGUUUACAGGCCACAUCAGGCCUGCAAGUCACAUUAUCCUGGCUUGCAAAGUGAUGUGUAAUUCCUAUUGGAAUCCAACCAGAGUUAGGAAAUCCAACAAUGAAUGACUGCCAGGGUAGGUAAGAUUGAAUACUGAGACUACCUCAAUCUAAACUGGAACAACCAUGUCAAUAACAGGUGCAAUAAAUCCAAUUACUAAUAGAUUGGAUUAGUUUAGAAAACUGUAUGUUAUUUAUCUUUGUGUAGCAUAACAUUUAUCAACCAAUCAAUGUACAUGCAAAAACACAGAUACAGUAUUACAGUAAAACAAACAAUUCAGGAAAUCUCCCUGCAAUAGAGCCUGCUGGGAAAUAUUAUAUAUGGUUCUAUGUAGAACCCUUCUUGCCUUCCAAAGAAUUCUUCUUGCCUUCCAAAGAAUCAUCAAAGAACCGUUUCUUCCAAAAACUGUUCUUGGAUGUUAAAGGUCCUAGCUAGAACCAUUUGACUUACAAAGAACCCUUCUGAUCAAAACGGUUCAUGGUAGAACCCUAUCCCUCCGCAAAUAACCCUUUUGGAACCCUUUUUUCUAAGAGUGUACUUACCCAUAGCAUAGUCAUCUUACAAGUGGUCUGCUUCUUUCUACCUUGCUGUCUUCCUCUCUCUCUUUUAUCUGUUUCUCUCUGUAUUCAUUCCUCUCUAUCUCUCUUUCUGGCUCCUAUAUGUCUUUUGAACUCCUUUUCCCAGUGAAAGGGAUUCUGAAGUGCCAUAGCCUUAACCUAAGGCUAGAGGAGAAUGAGGACAGGAGAAGACGUUGUGAGGUGGAGAUGGAGAUGGGGAAAGAGUAUAUAGAGAGCAGUGACAGAGCAAAAUGGGUAGAACGCAGCACAUAUGUGUUCCUAGUUCCUACUACCUGCUCUCCACACUAUUCUAAGCAGGAAUGACUAAAAGUUGACUAAUUUGUUAAAUAAUCAAAGAAGGAUGAUGAACUACUAAUACGUCUAUUCAUAUAGUAUGUGCAAAGACUGAAGAUCAGCCUUUAAAACCAUUUUUACUUUUUCAUUAGUCCUACGUUGAAACCAAUGUUAAUUGUGGAUCCAUCACAUUAUGACAUUCCCUGAUUCUUUUUAAAGACUGAGCCUGCUGGAGGUUGUUCCAUAGAUCCUAAUGAGCUAGAACAAGAACGUGGCAUGCAGAAGGAACAGGGUUCCUUUGAUCUCGGUGCCUCACUCUUGUUCUUCCCUUGAUGAUUUCGAGGAAGUCUAAUUCGGAAGAUGUCAUUAACAGCUUUGAUAAAAUAUGUUCACUAGGCUAGCUAACGCUGAGUAGAUUCCACCUGAACCCAAUGGAACUAUAAAUAGUGCUUUUUGAUGUGGCUAACAGCAUUCAUUAGAGUCAUAUUGUGUCUGAUACUGUGAGUAAUGGAAGAUGAGCUUCUCCAUCUCACUCCUUAGGAGAGGUAAGUGCUGUAGAACCUAUACGUGUUCUGUAAUGAACACUCAUGGGAAAUUAGGAAAAAAUAUUUCAUCAGCCAUGAUCUAUAAAGGUACAGAACUAUAAUACUGCACUUAUUGUUUGUGUCAAUGUUCAUCUGCUCUACCUCUCUAACUUUUAUAAAUCAGAUAGCAUAUUGUCGCUAUCUAUUACUUGUUAAAAUUAAAAGUGCUGAGGGUUUAAAGGAGUCUAAGGCGAGUGAGAGGCAGAGGCAUAAAGAGACUUUGAGGAAAGAGAAAGAGGAGGAAGAUGGAGAGAGAUGGAUAUAGUUGGAGAGACCAUGUGAAGGAGAGGUGUAUGAGCAGCGUAAAGGCUCUUAUCUGACAAGGUCAGGCAGGGUAAUAACACGUCUCUCUCUCUCUCUCUCUCUCUCUCUCUCUCUCUCUCUCUCUCUCUCUCUCUCUCUCUCUCUCUCUCUCUCUCUCUCUCUCUCUCUAUCUUUCUCUCCUCAGCACUGCUAAGUCUGACUCCCCCUCCAUG
Coregonus sp. 'balchen' is the source of this 12825-nucleotide messenger RNA. NCBI's taxonomy places the organism in Eukaryota, Metazoa, Chordata, Actinopteri, Salmoniformes, Salmonidae. The record is from the annotation of a GenBank genome assembly.